AAGAAAUAGAGAAAAACUAUUACAAUUUACAACGAUGAUCCUAUAAACGUGUGUGUAGAUAAAAAGAAAAGAAAUUGUAGUUAUUUAUGUGGUCAUUUCAUAUCCCCAAUCAUCUCUACCUAUCCAAACCUGAUUCCGGUGACUCAUUGAAUCACAAACUUAGAAAUGGCAGACCAGAAUGAGGAACAAAAUUCUGCACCUACCGAAGAGUUUGUUUACAGAAUCAGUACCUCCAAGGAGUGGGAUGAAUCACACCGCCUUGGUCAUAUCUGUGGAGGACACCUCGACAAAUCUUCCGGUUUCAUUCAUCUCAGUAACCUCGAUCAGGUCCAGUCAACUUUGCAGAAUUUCUUCCUGAAUAUCAAAGAUGAAUUGUAUCUCCUUCAAAUUGAGGCCAAAAAGCUUGGUGAUGGAUUGAUUUAUGAACUUGUUGAUGGUUGCAAUAGCUUUCCUCAUUUCUAUGGCCCGUCACGAAGCUUCAGCCCUAUCCCUAUGGAUGCAGUAACAAAUUCAGAUAAAAUAACUUUUUCUGAUGGUCGAUUUGCAUGUAGUUUACUCGAAUAGGAAUAGCUUUUAGUUGGCAAUCCAACUUUGAAUUGUAUCAACAAACUAAUUGCUGCUCAAUGUUAUAGGCUGCAGAAGCCAAGCACUUGUAGUUCUGCAGCCUUUUUCCUUUUCUAAUUUGUAAAGUACAUCGGAGUCUUAAAUUCAUGUGAGCUUUUGGGUAGUUAUCGGCUUUAUCUGAGUCGUCCUAUUACCAAUCCAAGAGCCACACUGCAUAAACCGUUGUUAAUGCCUUCAUUUAUCAGGCAAAAAUGGGAAUAAUACCGAUUACUUUCAAUUGUGGAGAAUAUUAUAUAUCAAAAUAUUGUGUGGAGAUAUUAUUUUCCCAUU
This is a messenger RNA of Cucumis sativus (cucumber), 894 nucleotides long. RefSeq lists its product as uncharacterized. The transcript is spliced from 3 exons. The record is from RefSeq and is a predicted model, not a curated record. Bases 166 to 564 code for a protein of 132 amino acids. Lineage: Eukaryota; Viridiplantae; Streptophyta; Magnoliopsida; Cucurbitales; Cucurbitaceae.